AAGAUGGAAUCCAAGCAAAAAAUUUAUGACCGUAUGAAGAAGGACCUGAAAGCCAUUACGUCCAAUGAUUCUAGCUUUGAUUUGACGAAAAAAAGAAAGGCGCAGUUAAUACUUGAUCGCUGGAAGACCAUUAUGGACGACUUUAUGAGAGGAUAUGAUCGAGUUAUGGUGAAGAUCAUGAAGUCGGACUGUCAGCGCGUUUUCAAAGAGGAUUGGAAACGUAGACUUGAACAAAAGCAAGAUGAAGGUGCUACAGAUCAGUCUGAUUUGCAAAAUGAGUUAUCCAAACGUGCUUUUAUAAUUAUUGUAAAAGCCUUUGAUGAUUUAGUUGGCAAAAUUAAUUUUAACAGUAGAAGAUGCAUGGAAACCUUGGCUAAGCAUGAUGGUAUCCUGACAGCAGUCCAUGUCAAUGCCAAGUCAAUGGAAGUGGGAUUCAUGGAGGUUGUUGGAAAUGCUAUAAUUGUUGAUCUCAAAAAGCAGGCAGAAGAUAAGGAGAAGCUUUUCAAAGUAAUGCAAGUCUCAAUAUUCUAUCAGUGCCAGCAUCAUCAGGAACGUGGUGCAACAGAAGAUCAAAUCUUGAAUAUUCAGCUUUGGCAUUUUAGUAUAUCUAUGCAUCGCACAAAUGGUGGACUUCAUAUUACCAAUGUUAUGGAGAAUUUCACAAUACCAGACAAUGUUGACCAGGCAUAUGUGUUGGAAGAAAUUGUGAACAAGGUCUACUUUUUCAAGAGUAGGCUUAUGGAUUAUUACAUAGCACUGCAGGAAGUUUCUCGGAAGACACAGAGCUACAAGGUUUCAUCAGAACAUCCUCUAAAUGCAUCACCAUCGAAACGUCGGUCUCAGAAAUACUGA
Paraglomus occultum is the source of this 852-nucleotide messenger RNA. The record is from the annotation of a GenBank genome assembly. Lineage: Eukaryota; Fungi; Glomeromycota; Glomeromycetes; Paraglomerales; Paraglomeraceae.